Mus musculus (house mouse) is the source of this 2184-nucleotide messenger RNA. It is a transcript of the gene Arpin, whose product is annotated as actin-related protein 2/3 complex inhibitor. Gene Ontology annotation, cellular component: lamellipodium. Gene Ontology annotation, biological process: negative regulation of cell migration; directional locomotion; negative regulation of actin nucleation. NCBI's taxonomy places the organism in Eukaryota, Metazoa, Chordata, Mammalia, Rodentia, Muridae. The transcript is spliced from 6 exons. The record is from RefSeq and is marked provisional. Bases 21 to 701 code for a protein of 226 amino acids.
AGGGCCUCGGCGUGGGGAAAAUGAGCCGCAUCUACCAGGAUAGCGCCCUCCGCAACAAGGCCGUGCAGAGCGCGCGCCUGCCGGGAACCUGGGACCCUGCCACCCACCAAGGGGGAAAUGGCAUCUUGCUGGAGGGGGAGCUCGUGGAUGUAUCUCGGCACAGCAUCUUGGAUGCCCAUGGCAGGAAGGAGCGCUACUAUGUGCUGUAUAUCCAGCCCAGCUGUAUCCACAGGCGUAAGUUUGACCCCAAGGGAAAUGAAAUUGAGCCCAACUUCAGUGCCACCAGGAAGGUGAACACAGGCUUCCUCAUGUCAUCUUACAAGGUGGAGGCCAAGGGCGACACAGACCGGCUCACCCUGGAGGCGCUGAAGAGCCUGGUAAACAAGCCCCAGCUGCUGGAAUUGACAGAGAGCCUCACCCCAGACCAGGCGGUGGCAUUCUGGAUGCCUGAGUCAGAGAUGGAGGUCAUGGAACUCGAACUGGGGACUGGAGUGCGAUUAAAAACUCGGGGUGAUGGUCCCUUCAUAGAUUCCUUAGCCAAACUGGAGCUGGGGACAGUGACCAAGUGUAAUUUUGCUGGUGAUGGAAAGACGGGAGCUUCCUGGACAGACAAUAUCAUGGCCCAGAAGUCUUCAGAGAGGAACACAGCAGAGAUCCGAGAGCAAGGAGACGGGGCAGAGGACGAGGAAUGGGAUGACUGAGGUGCCUCCUCAACUAGACCAGCAUCUGGGAUGGUGUCGCUGAGAAGUGGCCACACCAACUUCUGCCUUGGAGAGAUCAGGCUGUCAAGCAGAAUAUCAUUGAACACCCUCUGAUGAAAUCAAACCCAAGACCUCAGUACUCACCAAGGGUCUCCAGGCUAUGGCUUUUGUAUGUCUGUGGCCCUCAUUGGAUGCAAGGCUAGCUUUCCUAGAUCUAUCUCCAGUAUUCCUUUCCCUAGGUAGCAGGCAUGGACUAGAUGAGUCCUCCAAGGUACACAAUUGACAAAGGCUCCUUGUCUGAGUCCAGAGGGACUCAGGGGGUAAGAGCGCCGGCUCUUUCCAAUCCUGCAGUUUUCUCCUUUUUUUGCUUUCUACCCUGUGCCAGCUUCUUUUUGUGCCUCUGUUCUCCUGUCCCAGUCUUCCUCUGUCUGUUCUUCCCUGUCCCACACCCAAGAUACCACUUCAUUAUUUCUAUUCAGCUCUGUGCCUCUGUGGGCUUUCCUGCCUUAGAUCUCUGUCUUAGGGCUCUUACUGCUCCAAUGAAACCCGACGACCCAAAGCAACUUGGGGAGGGAAGGGUUUAUUUCACUCACAGAUCCGUAGAACAGUUCAUCACCAGUAAAGCAGUGAGAGCAGGAGCUCAAGCAGGGCAGGAACCUGGAGGCAGGAGCAGAGAGCGUGGUGUGCUGCAAACUGGCUCGCUCUGUUUGCUUUCUUCUAGAACCCAGGACCACCAGCCCAGUAAUGGCAUUACCUAGAAUGGGCUGGGCCGGGGUACUCUAGCUUCUGUCAGGUUGACAUAAAGCUAGUUAUCACACACCUAUCUGGCUGCUGUCCUAAAGAUGCCAUUUUUGGGAAGGCCUUCAGCCUUCCCAGCUGUGUCUAGCCGGUCCACAAGUCUUGACUCAUUCCACUGGGCCAACUUUUUAUAUUUUUAAAAUAUUUUCUUUUUAAUAAAUAGUGCUGGUACUUAAACCUAGUGCUCCAUGCUUGCUAGGUGAGUGAUCCACCACUGUCUACACCAACAAGUCCCAGACCGUAUUUUUUGGUAUGACUCUUUUUGUUGUUUUGUACUUGGAGAACUUCUUAGGAGUGAGUACUCUUCGGGAAAGAAUUCCUCCACACGACUGGGUUCUUGUCUCGUGUUUAUGGUCUUCUAGCUGAGUCACAAUCCUAGACGAGAACCCCAGUCUUAGUGUGCCCCUGCUCAGCCCUGUGACAAGAUCUGGAACGGAAGUCUACACGUCUUGAGUGUGACCAUGGCAGGUGUACGCAUCCUGCCUGAUCCUGGGAAAAAGGGUGAGGGAGGACAGGGAUUACUGAUCCGACUUCAUGGUUCAAACUCAAUGACAGAUGCUUUCUGUCACCAGUACUGACAAUACUGAGUUCUUCCUGAUGCUAGUGCUUAAGUUAAGUACUUGGAGUAGUCUGUCACAACAACCCUAUGAUGUACAUAGGAUAAAUAUCCCCAUUUUUGAUACAU